Messenger RNA from Racocetra persica, 147 nucleotides. The record is from the annotation of a GenBank genome assembly. NCBI's taxonomy places the organism in Eukaryota, Fungi, Glomeromycota, Glomeromycetes, Diversisporales, Gigasporaceae.
ACAAAAGAAUUCAAAGAUUGCAAAAUUAUCGAAUGUACUGAAGAAUAUACUUCAAAGAUAUGUGAAAAAUGUGAAUUUAUAAAGAGUAAUCUUGGAGAAUCAAAGGUUUUUAGAUGUGAUCAGUGUGAUAUGUGGAGAUGGAUCAAG